CUGAUUUCUUUUGUAUUUUCUUCUUUUAUAGAUUAAUCAACGUCUGAAAAUAUGUUCCAUCAAUUGAAACCGACUUUUGUGUUAGUACUCUUUAUGAGAUUGUGGUUGGAGUCUCAUGCUGCUCCAGAUAUUUGCAGCAUAUGCUCCUGCGAAAAUUCUCAGACAUAUGUAUAUUGUUCAUCUCGGGGACUGACUUCGGUCCCGCAAGCAAUGCCACUGAAUGUUGAAUAUUUAGAUUUACGUUUUAAUAAUAUCAAGGCAAUGAAAAACGGCACCUUCCAGAAUCUGUCCAACUUAACAUCUCUGUAUUUGCAAGACAAUGACAUCAAUGAAAUUGAAACGGGUGCGUUUCAAAACCUUUCCAGUUUAACGACUCUGAGUUUGUGGGAAAAUAACAUCACAGAAAUCAAAGCGGAGACCUUCCAAAAUCUUCCCAGCUUAACAAAUCUGAAUUUGGGUCGUAAUAAUAUGAAAGAAAUCAAUGAAGAAACCUUCCGAUAUUUGUCAAACUUAAGAACUCUGGAUUUGACUUACAAUAACAUCGAGAAAAUCAAAGAAGAAACCUUCCGAUAUUUGUCCAACUUAAGAUCUCUGGAUUUGAGCUUUAAUAAGAUCAAAGAAAUCAAAAAAGAAAGCUUCCGACAUCUGUCCACCUUAACAAAACUAUAUUUCCAAAAGAAUGAUAUCAAUGAAAUAGAAGUUGGAACGUUUCAAAAUCUUCCCAGUUUAAUGGAACUGAAUUUCUGGAAAAAUAAUAUCACGGAAAUCGACGUAGGAACCUUUCAGCAUUUGUCCAACUUAACAGCCCUGAAUUUGUGGGGUAACAAGAUCAAAGAAAUCAACGUAGGAAGCUUCCAAAAUCUGUCCAGUUUAAGAACUCUAUAUUUAAGUUCUAAUGAUAUCAAGGAAAUCAAAUCAAACACCUUCCGAAAUCUGUCCAGUUUAACAGAACUAGGUUUAAGUUCUAAUGAUAUCAAGGAAAUCAAGGCGGACACCUUCGGAAAUUUAUCCAGUUUAACAGAUCUAGAGUUGCAACAUAAUAAUAUCGGAAACAUUGAAGAAAGAGCCUUUCAUGACCUGACCAGUUUAAGAAAUCUGAAUUUCUGGGAAAACAAUAUAACCGAAAUCAAAGUAGGAACCUUCCAACAUUUGUCCAGCUUAACAACUCUGAAUUUGUGGGAUAACAAGAUCAAAGAAAUCAAAGUUGGAACCUUCCAAAAUCUGUCCAGUUUAACAACUCUAUACUUGAGUGAAAAUGAUAUCAAGGAAAUCAAGACAUACACCUUCCGAAAUAUGUCCAGUUUAAAAGAUCUAGUGUUGCAAAAUAAUAAUAUCGGAAACAUUGAAGAAAGAGCCUUUGAUGACCUGCCCAGUUUAAAAAAUCUAUAUUUGGAAAAAAACAAUAUCACAAACAUUGAAGUAAAAGCCUUCCAUGACCUGCCCAGCUUAAAAAAACUAGAUUUGACAGAAAAUAAAAUCAAGAAAAUUCAAGAAGGAAACUUCAAUGGUCUUCCCAGUUUAACAUAUCUAUACUUGACAUAUAAUGAUAUCAAAGAAAUCGCAGCAGGCAGCUUCCGAAAUUUGUCCAAUCUAAAAGAACUGAAUUUAGGUGCUAAUGAUAUCAAAGAAAUCAAAAGCGAAACAUUCCAAAAUCUUUUCAGCUUAACAAAACUGUAAGUGGAAUCGGUCUUAUUUAAAAUAUUUCAUUGACGAUAUAUUUCUAUAUAUAU
Messenger RNA from Octopus bimaculoides (California two-spot octopus), 1730 nucleotides. RefSeq lists its product as uncharacterized. Lineage: Eukaryota; Metazoa; Mollusca; Cephalopoda; Octopoda; Octopodidae. The record is from RefSeq and is a predicted model, not a curated record. Gene Ontology annotation, cellular component: plasma membrane. Gene Ontology annotation, molecular function: protein binding.